Molecule: messenger RNA, 1002 nt
Organism: Exserohilum turcica Et28A
Lineage: Eukaryota; Fungi; Ascomycota; Dothideomycetes; Pleosporales; Pleosporaceae
Exons: 1
Coding region: 166-1002 (278 amino acids)
Source: RefSeq, a predicted model, not a curated record
CUCGCCUCCCCCCAGGGGCCCUUCUCCUCACCUUUUGCGACGUUCGCGUGGGCCGCCCCGACCCUGGACUCUGGCUACGGGGGGGUUGGUGGUGGUGGCCAGGCGCAUUGUCAAGAAAGCAUCGGCAUCGGUCGCAAUCUGGGGGGAUUUCCUUUGGGCCAAACGAUGCCUGGGUUUCUGGAUCUGCCGCUGGAGCUGCGCAACCAUGUGUACGAGAUGCUGCUUGGCGAAGAACUGGAACAGUCGUUCCGCGGCGUCAUGGUCGUGUCGGAAGUCUAUGUGCGCCAUGACCUGCCGCUGCGCUGCUAUCGGGGCCUGUUGCGCGUGUGCCGCCAGACGUAUCGCGAGUUCAAGCAGGCCAUCCAGCACCAGGUGGCGUCGAAGCGGCUGCGCUAUGAAUUGGACAUUACCUUUUCGCACGGCCGACCCUACUUCUCGCUGACGUGGAUACAAUUCGCCGCGCUGUCGCCCACCAUCAACCAGCUGUGCAUCAACGUCGACCUGCGCACGCGCGAGCCGCUGCGAGACGGGCCACGAGAAUCCUUUGUGCCGCAUGAGCACGAGCUGGCGCAUUUGCUCGAGCACUCGCCCACGUGUUUUGCCAAGCAGCUCUUCGACUACAUUGCCAUCUUCCUCAAGACGCUGGCCAAUCUGCUCUUCCAGGCCGACCCCCACUUCAGCGUCCUCUACACUGAAUGCAUGACGCUCAACCUGCGCACUCCCACAAAAGUCGUCGCCCUCGGCGGCAGCGGCCACAACCCCAUUGCCCUCUCCCGCAGACUUCGCGUCGACCAGACAGAGGCCCGCAAGCUGCACGAUACCAUGCGCGACACCCUGCGUGCCACGUCCAAGCACUUCCAGGCCUUUGACGCAAACGACUGCAAUCGCCUCUUUCCCCUCAUCCAAAUCGGCUGUCUGCGCUUUGCCACCGAAGGUCAAGUCUGGGGUGAGGGGCACAAUUUAGUGCUUGCACAUGACGAUUUCCAGUGGCUUCGAUACUAG